Molecule: messenger RNA, 2096 nt
Organism: Schizophyllum commune H4-8
Lineage: Eukaryota; Fungi; Basidiomycota; Agaricomycetes; Agaricales; Schizophyllaceae
Exons: 11
Coding region: 417-2057 (546 amino acids)
Molecular function (GO): metal ion binding
Source: RefSeq, a predicted model, not a curated record
CGACUGCCUUGCUCUUCUCCUCCGCUGCUGGGCGUCGUAGAGUGUGGUGCGCUUCUUGACCGCUGCGGCACACAGGGACGCGCCGCGCCAAACAUCGUCAGCCUAGAUUCAGAGAUCGCAACCUGCGCCCUACGCGCUCAUCGCCGUCUACACGCCACACAUCAUCACCAUCUACACGCACACAUCUCACUCGACGCGCCUCUUCAUCGCUACUCCAUUGGCAGCCACUCGCGACCAUCGUGCGGGCGCCCAACCCUCCUCUCACUAUCGCGUUCAACAUCACUCAAGUAGCCCUGCGAUCGGCACCUCCAGCGUACUUCCUUCAACCACCGCCACACUACCCGCCAUCCCUCAUCUUCCACCACCACCACUCUCAACCGCCCCCCUUCAACGCGCCACACAAACCCUCGCCCACCAUGAACCCCCCGCGCGGCAUGCCGCUCCUCAGCGGGCCCCCGCCCCCGCCCAGCGACACAGGCCGCGCCGAGAUCGCGUGCAGGAAAUGUAACAAGGAAUUCAACAUCAUCUUCACCCGCGCCCGCCGCUGCAACCACUGCGGCUACUCCUACUGCCACUCCUGCUCCGACUAUCAAGCGUUGAUGCCCAGGGAGACGAGAUCCGGCACCAACGCGGGCUACGACCCCGCCCCCGUGUGCGCGUUCUGCAUCGAGAUGCUGAAUAUAACCGCCACCCCGCCCUCCUCCCUCCGACAGAUGCCGCUCGCGAAGUUGAAGCGCUACGUCACCGCCUACGGCAUCCGCGCCGCGCAGCUGGCCGUCGAGAAGGAGGAGAUGGUGAGGGCUGUGGUGGGGGUGAGGGGCCAAAACGGCUGCCUCCCGCUCGAGAACGAGCGCUUCUACCGCCGGCACUCGGUCCCGAAGCAUCCCGAUAAUGCGAAGCCGCGGGGGUUGUUUAGUACGCGGGCGGAGGGACCGCCACCCCCCGCGCAGCCGCCGCGCGAGACACGACCCGAGUUCGCGAGGCCGGAUUUGGCGCCGGAUGGGCCGCCUCCCCCUACGGGUUCGAGAUCUCAGGACUCUACGGGUUCAAGACCUCCGUACCAGCCGUCGCCAGGUGGUGGAUACCAACAAGGGUACGCCCCCCAAUAUCAACAAUACGCCCCACCGCCCGGCGCACCACCACAAGCGGGGCAGAGACCGCCGCACCCGCCGCCGCCGCAGUCGAGGCCGGGUGGACCCUCACAACGAUCAGGUGGCGGAGGUACGUCGGAGAGGGGAGGAGGAGGCCCCUCGCAAAGACCACCCCCGCCCCCACCGCAAACCACGCGCCCGCCCACGCCACCGCCACCUCCGACACUCGAAGAACUCGUAGACAUGCCAGAAGAUGACAUCAACAAGCUGUCGGUACACAACCUGAAAGGGAUCCUCCGCACGAACCACGUCCCGCUGGGCCAAGUUCUGGAGAAAGCCGACCUAGUCUUGAAGGUGAAAGCGCUGGUUGGGGAGGAGCGGCGGGCGAGGGAGGUGAGGGAGAUGCAGGAGGCGGCGGAGAGGGGGGAGUGGGAGGCGUACGAUAAUGUGCAUCCGACGGCUUCCACGGCGCCGGAAGAACCGAGGGCGCCCUCGCCGCGACGGGAGGAAGCAGCGGAGGGCAGCGCGGCGCCUGCCGACUACGGGCCGCCUGCUUCGGUGCCUCCCAUGUCCGUGGCGGACUCGGUGCCUCCGCCGGCAACGACGUCACCACCGAAUCCCUCUUCCUCGCCGCCUCCUGCCCCUUCAUCACCGAAUCCCUCUUCCUCGUCGCCACCUAAACCCUCCGCCUCAGCAGCCAGACCCUCCCCCGCGACCUCCUACGCGGGCCGGACGUCGGCGGCCACCUCCUCGGGCCGGACGUCGGCGGCCACCUCAUACGCGGACCGCCCCGGGCUGUGCGUCGUGUGCCAGGACGAGGACGCGGUGCUGGCGAUCGUGGACUGCGGCCACCUCGCGCUCUGCGCCCCCUGCGCGUCGCUCAUCAUGCGCUCGACGCGCGAGUGCCCGCUGUGCAGGACGCGGAUCGUGACGGAGGGGCGGUUGUUGAGGAUUUGGAGGACGUAGGUUGAGGGGUGGAGUUUGGAAGGAGUGGCAGGGGUGAGA